AUGUCUAGGUUUCGAUCAAUCUGGCAAGCCUCUUUGAAUGCCACCAAGAAAGGUCUCUCCUCCGCUUCUUUAGAGAUUAGUGAAGUGGACAAUGGAUUGAAAGGUGUGUUCUCUGGGAAUCUAUCAGUAGAUCUAGCUGAGGAUUCUAAGUGGAACAUACGUAGGGGUGGCUUUUGUGGAAUGCGUUCCAAGAAGUUUGAUGGUUUCAUUGAUCUCGAUUCAUAUGAUACGAUUGCACUAAAGCUUAGAGGUGAUGGAAGAAGCUAUAUAUCAACUAUUUAUACAGAGAAUUGGGUUAAUUCGCCCGGACAGCUAGAAGAUAAUUCCUGGCAAGCUUUCGUUCAUGUACCGAAGGACAACUGGUACAUUGCAAAGAUUCCACUUGCUCGAUAUCUACCGACUUGGAGAGGGAAUGUCAUAAACGCAGAGAUGGAGAUGAAUCAAGCCCGCAUUCUUGGCAUCUCGCUCUCUGUCAAUGCAGAAGGUGGUGUCCCUGGUGCCAGAACUGGUACCGGUGAUUUCAAGGUUGAGCUCGACUGGAUCAAAGCCAUUCGAACGGAGGAAUAUACCUGA
This is a messenger RNA of Linum trigynum, 573 nucleotides long. The record is from the annotation of a GenBank genome assembly. NCBI's taxonomy places the organism in Eukaryota, Viridiplantae, Streptophyta, Magnoliopsida, Malpighiales, Linaceae.